This is a messenger RNA of Didymodactylos carnosus, 1512 nucleotides long. The record is from the annotation of a GenBank genome assembly. Lineage: Eukaryota; Metazoa; Rotifera; Eurotatoria; Philodinida; Philodinidae.
AUCUUUUUUACUAUUGUAUUGUUAAUGUACUGACGAAGAAUACGAAACCGGUCUACAUUAAUAAAUCAUAUACUAUUUUCAUUUCGUAUUGGUUGAUACUACACAUUUGAUCUUUGGUUGAUAAGACAAACUAGCUGUAUAAAAGAUAUACCUUCAAAAGUUUAUCAAGUACUGAACGAAAGAGGAAAGAGUUUCGAAAGUAAGAAACUAGGGUUUUUUCAGAAUAAAGUAACAAAUUUUAAAAAAUUUAUAUCUCCUCAACGAAGGGUCUUAGAGAGCUGGAAGUGAUCUCUUGUAGAGGACACUUUACUCUAUAAUGUACAAUAUUUAACUCAAAAAUAAAAAAUAUUUCUAAAAAAGUGUAAAAAGAGAGGGAUUACCUUUAAUUUUCUCUCACGGUACGCAACAGCAUUUUAUAAUAUAUAUACCACUAGAUAGAGGAAGUUUUCCUUACAAACCUACACAUAUCCCGUUCUGGGGUCAAAAAUUACCAUGAAAGUCAUAGUCGCCUGUAAUGAGGUAUUCGUGCAUAUGCAAGGUCGAAUCUGACUCAAAAUUAAAAAUCUUACACCAAAAUGUCUGUCAACAUGUUCUGGAUCUAUCAUUGGAAAGUACAAAAAUAACUCACUUCUCACGCUUGCAACCCUUUUUUACGGAAAUAAUAGCAGAAGAAAAAGAUUCAAGUGAAAAAAAUACCAGAUUUUCAAAGUUUUCAUUCUUUUCGUCUUUCGUAUAAUCUGCAUAGUUUUCUCGAUUGAUGUUCUGAAGUUAAAGUUUAGGUAUGGUUUGUAGAGCAUUUCGCAUCUCAUAUUCUUAGGAAAAACAUUAACCCUUGGGUCCUCAAGAAACAUGAGAAAAAUAGAAAAUACUGAGAACCGUUAUAAUUCCUAAGGAUGUGAUAGAUGGGAGGGACAUUAACAAUAUUCAAAAUUUUUCCCAGCAAAUGAUUUGGAAUCCAGGCUGGGAAAGCAGAGACUAAUCGAAAGUUCCAAGUGCUAUGAGAAUAUAUAAUUACUUUUCGAAAAAUAAAUUUCUAUAUAUAUAAUAAAUUUAAAAAAUCGAAUGAAAACAUUUAUUUCCAGGCGAAUAUGCGGCAUUUUUUCCAUAUUUUAACCUCUCUGGCUGUGCUCAUACACUCUCUCUUAGCCUCUCAACAGAAAAUUGCACUCAUACUAGAAAACCCAAUGAUCUUGUUUUACAUAGCAUCAGAGGAGAUUUUCACUUUUUCUUUCUCUCACUUUACUUUAUUUAAGUUCACCGAAUAGUCAAUAAAAUGUACACUUGUGAAAUUGACAAACACAGUUGAUAUACGUCCAUUGGAUAACUUAAGAUGUAUCAUGAUGGUCAUACGAUGGUUCAGCAACUGGACAAGCUGAAGGUGAAAAAUCGGAUAUUUAUUUAAAACCGGUAGCAAUUUUUCGUGAUCCAUUUAUAUCGAUGGGCGAAGUUAGAGUUAAUCCAGAACAACAACAUCCCGAACAUCCAGAAACAAAUCUUACAAGUUUUACGUGA